AUGUCUAAAAUACUCAACCAGCAGGUGGCCAUUAUCGGAAUCGACGCAAAUGCGAAGACGGGACUCGAACAACAAUCCGGUGUGCUAGGAAAAUGGUAUUAUCUAGCGAAGCGCACGUCGAAAAACGAGAAAGAAGAGCAGGAAAAGCGUCUUAGAAGGAAGUUGCGCCGUCAACUGCCACAAGAUAACGAGUGGACGUCCAAAGGGAAGGAGUUUGAAAAGGCGUGGGAGGACAAGAACCCGCGGAAAGCCUAUGCUUUAUUAAAGCAGCCGACAUAUGCGAUUAACGAGGGACCAUCGACCCAGUCGGAAGUUCUGGUCUGUAUCCAAAAGAAGAAAGAUGGAAAAUCUGGUGGAUACGACGGGAUUAGCGCAGAAAUGCUGGAAUAUCUUACUCCGUCUGGGAUUCGUGAAUUGACAACGAUCAUCCGUUCAAUAUGGAUAGACGCUCAUCGAGACCGUCUUCUCAACACGCUCCGCGCCGAUAUAGUACCAAGCAAGUUCGUUCGCUUCCUUGAUGAAAUGAAUCAACGAACAACUGCUGCAGUUCGAACACCAGCCGGAUAUACAACAACAUUCGAGGUGGCAAUUGGAGUAAGACAAGGGGCAGCCGCAGGACCCUUCUUGUUCAACUUCGCUAUCGACGACAUCAUGCGAAGAACGGUCGAUCAGUGUCCUGCCGACAUCAGCACCAUCAGGAUGCACCUUGACUGA
Necator americanus (New World hookworm) is the source of this 714-nucleotide messenger RNA. RefSeq lists its product as uncharacterized. Bases 1 to 714 code for a protein of 237 amino acids. The transcript is spliced from 4 exons. The record is from RefSeq and is a predicted model, not a curated record. NCBI's taxonomy places the organism in Eukaryota, Metazoa, Nematoda, Chromadorea, Rhabditida, Ancylostomatidae.